Molecule: messenger RNA, 1275 nt
Organism: Astrephomene gubernaculifera
Lineage: Eukaryota; Viridiplantae; Chlorophyta; Chlorophyceae; Chlamydomonadales; Astrephomenaceae
Source: the annotation of a GenBank genome assembly
CCUAGCUAGUGCUUAACAAGAAUACAACAACUUUGCUAGUCACACGCAGUUCUGUUGCAGGCCGUGCGCUUAUUCCUACAUAGCUGUUUUGCUUAGCAGGACACAACGCUUGACAAAGCCAGUCUAUUUUAGGCGUAUGAUAAUUAUGUUAACUAUUUGCUAACCCAGAUAUUUGACUAAGGGCUCUCUAUACCGGUAACCAGCACUUCUUCGAGGAUCUUCGUUGUUGCCGUCCCCGUCAAGGGGCACAUCCUAGAGCAACCAUGGCGACUCGUGGUAUUGCGCAGCUGAAGGCCCAGUACAACCGUGUCCGCACGAGUACGGCCCUGCAAGGAAACUCUAUGUGGAACAAUGUCAUCGGCAUUGAGAAUGAGCAGAAGGGAACGAACUCAGCCAUCGAGGCGACCCUCCGUGCACCUUCCUAUGGCGGAGGAUACAAGGCCCAGCGCAUGGAGCGUGCACAGCAGCUGAUUGAAGCAUCCGGCUACCAGCCCAAAGCCACCGACCUACAGGGCCUGCUGGCGCUGGCCAAGUCUCAGGGAGCCACCGGCAACGCAACCCGCGGCGCUUGCAAGAUCUGCGGCGGCCUCGGCCACCUGACGAAGAAGUGCAAGAACGGCGUGUCGGGGCACACGGGGGACAUUGGCGACCUGGAUGCCGCAGUAGCAGCUGCCAGCAUGCGCGCGCUGCUGCCCGACCCAGAUGAGGUCUCCUCGCUGGGCUCCUCGGACCUGGAGGGCAGCAGCAGCGACUCGGACCUCAGCGGCGGGGGCGGGGACUCGGACGGCGGCCGCAAGCGCAAGCGCAGCAGCAGCAGCAAGAAGUCGAAGAAGGAGUCGUCGAAGAAGCGCAAGAAGAGCAAGCGCGCUAAGAAGGAGGGCAAGGAAGGGAAGAAAGAGAAGGAGGCUAAGAAGGAGAAGAGCCGUGAUAAGGAUCGGGAGGGCGGAAAGCACAGCAAGAAGAAGAAGGAGAAGAAGCGGAGGUCGGAGGAGCGGGAUGCCAGCAGUGAUGACAGCGGCAGCAGCAGCGGCUCGGACAGCGACAGCGAGCAGGAGGAGCGGAGACGGCGGGACAAGCACGCACGGCGAGAGCGGGGGGCUGCGGACGAGGAUGGCGAACGGUACCGGGAAGGACGUGAGCGGGAUCGGGAGUACGAGCGAGGGAGGGAGCGGGACCAGCAUCCGUCAGAGCAGCAGCACCGGCCUGAUCGUGAGCGGGAGCAGGAGGGACGCGAGCGUGGGGUACGGGAGAGGGAUGACGACCGUCGCCGUGAGG